AAAGAGGGGCCUUUUUUUGGAACUUUUAUAUAAAAGUACAAUAAGUUUUAGAAUUUAUAACUAGGCCGCUUAAAAAAAAGUUUGUUCUUUCGAUGCUGUAACACAGUGGGCUCCUUACAUGAUCUCAGUAGAGGGCAGCAGUGAUCGAUACAUGUCCCAGCUAAGCUGCAAUCAUGCAAGGUGGUCCUUUCCCUGCCUACAAAGAAAAAACUCCAUAAAUCAUGCCCCAAUCGCCACAUUUCGCCACUACAGAUCUUCUUCUCUCUGCUCCUUCCAUGGUAAAAGCUCGGAAUAUGCAGUUAGUGGAAUAUUAAGGCAUCAAAUAAAAAUGAAGAGAUUGCGAAGUCUUUGGUUCAUUAUUUUGAUUAUAGCAUACUGGAGGACAGUGGUCCUAGCAGAGUAUCUGAAGUACAAGGAUCCUAAGCAACCACUGAAUGUUAGAAUUGAGGAUUUACUUGGUCGAAUGACUCUUGCUGAGAAAAUUGGUCAAAUGUCACAGAUUGAGAGAGAAAUUGCAAUGGCUAAUCCUGAGACAUUAAAGACCUACUUCAUAGGCAGUGUUUUGAGUGGGGGAGGCAGUGUGCCUUCGCCUCAAGCUUCUACUGAGGCAUGGGUGAACAUGGUGAAUGGAAUUCAAAAGGUUGCUCUCUCUACUCGUUUGGGCAUCCCAGUAAUUUAUGGUAUUGAUGCUGUUCAUGGUCACAACAAUGUCUACAAAGCCACUGUAUUUCCACAUAACGUUGGACUGGGUGCUACUAGGGAUCCUGCAUUAGUGAAGAAAAUAGGUGCAGUUACUGCACUUGAAGUUAGAGCAACAGGAAUUCCAUAUGUAUUUGCUCCAUGCGUGGCGGUUUGUAGAGAUCCUAGAUGGGGUCGGUGUUAUGAAAGCUACAGUGAAGAUCCAAAGGUUGUUCAAGCAAUGACCGAGAUCAUCCCUGGCUUGCAGGGAGAUGUGCCACCAAAUUCCCAAGGAAUUCCUUUUGUUGCUGGAAGGAGAAAUGUUGCUGCCUGUGCUAAGCAUUAUGUCGGUGACGGUGGCACAUACAAAGGGAUCAAUGAAUAUAACACCAUUGUAAGUGAACAUGGACUACUUAGCAUCCACAUGCCUCCUUAUUACAGUGCUAUCUCCAAAGGCGUAUCCACCGUGAUGGUUUCCUAUUCAAGUUGGAACGGAGUGAAGAUGCAUGCCAACCAUUUUCUAGUCACUGAUUUUCUUAAAAACAAGCUUCAUUUCAGGGGAUUUGUAAUCUCAGAUUGCCAAGGUGUUGACAGGAUAACUACCCCAGAACAUGCAAAUUACACCUACUCGAUCGAGACUGGAAUCCUUGCCGGUAUCGACAUGAUAAUGAUUCCAUAUGCAUAUACAGAAUUCAUUAGUGAUCUGACCAACCUGGUCCAGAAGAACGUCAUACCCAUAAGUCGAAUAGAUGAUGCUGUGCGCAGGAUUCUUCGUGUCAAGUUCACCAUGGGCCUAUUUGAGAACCCAUAUGCUGAUCCCAGUUUAGCAGAUCAGCUCGGCAAACAGGAGCACCGUGAUCUAGCUAGGGAAGCUGUGAGGAAAUCACUUGUGCUUCUGAAAAAUGGGAAAUCUGCCAAUAACCCAGUGCUGCCUCUUCCAAAGAAGGCGAAGAAAGUCCUCGUCGCUGGUUGCCAUGCUGACAAUUUGGGUUAUCAGUGUGGAGGGUGGACCAUUACUUGGCAAGGGGAAAGUGGAAACAGUCUCACAAUCGGGACGACGAUUCUUAAUGCUAUUCGAUCCACUAUUGAUCCGAGCACCCCAGUGAUCUACUCCGAAAACCCUGAACCAGACUUUGUGAAGCUCAACGAGUUCUCCUAUGCAAUUGUGGUGGUCGGAGAGAAGCCAUACGCUGAAACCUAUGGAGACAAUUUAAACCUUACUAUUCCUCCCCCUGGUCCGAGCGUGAUCCAUAAUGUGUGCAGCAAUGUCAAAUGUGUCAUAAUCCUAAUCUCUGGGAGGCCGCUUGUGAUCGAGCCAUACAUUGGCACGAUCGAUGCCCUGGUUGCUGCAUGGCUUCCUGGCACCGAAGGCCAAGGUGUUGCAGAUGUGCUUUUUGGUGACUAUGGGUUCUCAGGCAAGCUUCCUCGGACAUGGUUUAAAUCUGUGGAGCAACUGCCUUUGAACUUUGGCGAUCCACAUUAUGACCCUCUCUUUCCUUAUGGUUUUGGCCUUACAACAAAGCCAGUUAAGGAAAAUUAGGGAGUGCUUUGGUCGCUUAGUUAUGAAUGUUUUAGACUAUCUUGCUUUAAGACUGAAGAGUAGAAUUUUCAGAGUAGCUAAUGACUGAGAUGUUGGUGUCAUCCACAAUCAGUUGACCCUAAACAAUCUCUUGCAAAAUAAAAUUAGACGGCAUAUAAUAUACCCUUCUUCAA
Zingiber officinale is the source of this 2391-nucleotide messenger RNA. RefSeq names its product lysosomal beta glucosidase-like. Gene Ontology annotation, molecular function: beta-glucosidase activity. The record is from RefSeq and is a predicted model, not a curated record. Gene Ontology annotation, biological process: glucan catabolic process. Bases 119 to 2218 code for a protein of 699 amino acids. NCBI's taxonomy places the organism in Eukaryota, Viridiplantae, Streptophyta, Magnoliopsida, Zingiberales, Zingiberaceae. The transcript has 10 exons.